AUCAAAUUCAAUGGUAUUAGGUAUAGCCAACUAUAGUUAAUAGUGAAGAGGUGUGAACAGAAACCAGACACAACAACAACAUACACUUUACCCCUUAUGCUCUUGUCGUAUGAUUUUCAUUUCAGUGCUUUAAACUCUAUCCAAUACAACACCUGUUCUUCUCUUUCCUUUCAUCUUCAUCCCUUUACCCACAGAAGCCAUGGAUAGGCUUCUAUCUUCCUCUUCUCUCAACACUUUUCUCCCUCCAACCACUCGUUUUAAUUCCACAAGAUUCAAUUUUUUACCCUCAAAUCGCUCUUCCUUCAAGUGGGUCGCUUCGAUUUCUCGUAACAAUGAAAACCCAUCUCCAUUUUUGUAUUCAACUUCCUUUUCCUUCGCCAAACCAAUGAUGCCACUUUCUCAAGUCACCAAUUCUAAUAACCCCAUAAUUGAAUCCCAAAAUCUCAAUCACAUCAAUGCCGGCGGCGAUUUCAAAAAACCAAAGGGAAUAUCAGUUCAGACAUUUGUAAUACUCUCUGCUCUUGUUGUGCUCUUAAUUCAACCAGUUUUUGCACCAGCAGCUUUUGCAACCUUUCAAAAUGCUGCCAAGACCGGUGGUCCUGCCACCACUGCAGUUGGGGGAAAACUUAUCCGCACCGAGCUCCUAAGUAGUGCUUGGACUGGUUUCUUUGCUGGUUGCUUGCACACACUAUCAGGGCCUGACCACCUUGCAGCUUUGGCUCCAUUGUCAAUUGGCCGUACUCGAACGGAGAGUGCUCUUGUUGGGGCCCUUUGGGGUUGUGGCCAUGAUGCUGGUCAGCUAAUCUUUGGCUUAAUAUUUUUGCUCUUAAAAGAUCGACUUCACAUUGAAAUCAUCCGAACUUGGGGAACCAGAGUGGUGGGCAUUACCUUGCUAGUAAUCGGUGCCAUGGGAAUUAAGGAAGCUUCAGAAGUUCCUGCCCCUUGUGUUGCCUUAGAAAAUGGUGAAAGCAAUGUUGGCGACUAUGAAUCACUUGAUAGUCCUGUAGUCGGAAAGAAGAAAAUUGGUUUUGCUACUUUUGCAACUGGAAUAGUUCAUGGACUGCAACCGGACGCAUUGAUGAUGGUGUUACCUGCCCUUGCUUUGCCUUCACGCUUAUCCGGUGCUGCAUUUCUCAUCAUGUUCUUAUUUGGAACUGUAGUUGCAAUGGGGAGCUAUACGGUAUUUAUAGGAUCAUGUAGUCAGGCACUAAAGGAUAGGAUUCCUAGAAUAACUGAGAAACUCACUUGGGCUUCUUCUCUUGUAGCCAUAGCCCUUGGGUUUGCCAUCAUCAUUAGCCAGUUUUUUGGGUUUAGUUUGUAUUGAUUUACACUUUAAUCAACCGGGGAACCGUUGUGACGAUCAUCUUAAUCUUAGUGUUAAGAAAAAGUAGUGAUGUUAGAGAGAAAUUUUAUUGUUUAGAGAAUGUUCAACAUGUGAUA
Trifolium pratense (red clover) is the source of this 1440-nucleotide messenger RNA. RefSeq lists its product as uncharacterized. Bases 200 to 1324 code for a protein of 374 amino acids. The transcript has 2 exons. The record is from RefSeq and is a predicted model, not a curated record. Lineage: Eukaryota; Viridiplantae; Streptophyta; Magnoliopsida; Fabales; Fabaceae.